AUGUGUGGUGGUGUUUGCUUAAGCGGAAAGAAUUCCUUUUUGAGCAGGUGCAAUGGCUCCAUCAUUGGUUUUCCGACUUUGGCCUAUAAUUCUGCAACUAGACGAGAGGAUUUCAGUGAAGAUAAUGACACUACUGAUGCGAAAGAGCAUGGCGCUUUAGAGUUUGCAGAGAUGCCUUCAAAUUUACCAAAUUUUUAUUGA
This is a messenger RNA of Enterobius vermicularis (human pinworm), 201 nucleotides long. NCBI's taxonomy places the organism in Eukaryota, Metazoa, Nematoda, Chromadorea, Rhabditida, Oxyuridae. The record is from the annotation of a GenBank genome assembly.